This is a messenger RNA of Teleopsis dalmanni, 2621 nucleotides long. RefSeq names its product transcription factor cwo (gene cwo). NCBI's taxonomy places the organism in Eukaryota, Metazoa, Arthropoda, Insecta, Diptera, Diopsidae. Gene Ontology annotation, biological process: regulation of circadian rhythm; regulation of neurogenesis; regulation of transcription by RNA polymerase II. Gene Ontology annotation, cellular component: nucleus. The record is from RefSeq and is a predicted model, not a curated record. Gene Ontology annotation, molecular function: RNA polymerase II cis-regulatory region sequence-specific DNA binding; protein dimerization activity; DNA-binding transcription factor activity, RNA polymerase II-specific.
UUCCCGUGGACUUAUACUAUGUAAUCUGAUUGACUGAUUGAUUGCUUGAUUUGUAACUUAUUUAAAAUUGGAAGCCAAAACACUGACUUGGUGCUCUGGUGAUUUUCAAAAUUUACUUAACUCAACGUUUGGUCGACAAUUCAAUGGUUAUAUGUUCCUCUGAUGAGCCAAGUGUUGCUGUGAUAUUUUCUAAUACUAAAUAUAUUAUAUAUAAGCCAGCUUUUUAUAUCAUAUUAAUUUGUAUGCUUUUUAUCAAUGAAUAAAAUGAAUAAAACGAAUAAACAAAAACUACCUAUAUUUAACAUUAGAGAACUUUUAAUUUAUAUAAGAAAUUCUAAUUUUAAGAUUUAUCAAAAAUUUUAAAUUUAAGCUGUUUAUUAUAUUUUAAAAUAAAGAAUUUUGAAAAAAGAAAAUUUUACUUAUCUGUGAACUUACUUUUAUUUUUCCUCCUCUUUCAUGCGUUAACAAUAAUAGUGAAGCAACAGUAUCCAGUUUUCCUUAUUGCACAGAAUCUAGUUUAAAUUUUUCCACAUCAGCUACAACAUACAGCGAGGAUGAUGCAGAAUAUGCUACCGGAAGACGUAAUAAAACUUCUAGGCAAGAUCCUUUGUCACACCGCAUUAUUGAGAAAAGACGACGAGAUCGAAUGAAUUCUUGUUUAGCUGACCUAUCACGUCUCAUUCCCCCACACUACCAAAGAAAAGGGCGUGGUCGUAUAGAGAAAACGGAAAUUAUUGAAAUGGCCAUUAGGCAUCUAAAGCAUUUACAAAACGAGUGUAUGCAGAAGAACAAUGAGUACCAUUUGGGCUACACGGACUGCAUGAAGGAAGCUGCCAAAUUUCUAUACGAAAGCCAAAUGCAGGAUUAUUGUUAUCGUUUACUUGCAAGACUGCAAGAACAUUGCGAUGAGUUGAUAAAAAAUGAUUGCAACAAAUCACGUGGGUGUCAUUUGCCAGAUAAUGUGAGCGCAUCAAGCGGCAGUCCGCACCAACCAUUUCACGCUGCACCACCAAUUUGUCAACUGCGUGACAUGCUGGGUACAUCUGACAUCGAGCAUAGUAACGAUCACGAUGAAUUUAAGGUGAAGGAUUUAAGUUUUCGAAACCACUUAAAUCAAUUGCAGCGUGGUAAUCCUAAUGGUACCGCUGACAAUUUACACAGCAGUAACAGUAGCAACAGUCAUGCAGCUACCAAUUCAACUUCUUCGUCUGCUGUAACAUCCAAUAAUAAUGCUGCCAGUUCAACAACUUUAAAUAACAGCAGCAACACUAAUUGCCAUCCAACACAAUCGCAGCAGCCACAUCAAGCCGCGGUUAUAACUUCAACAGCACCAGCAUCUAUAUUACAUCACACAGAUUCCAGUAAUCAUGAUUUUGAAUCAUCGCGUGAGCCAAUGUUACAUACUGAUACAUCUAAUAUGCAUUCGCCACCACCACGUGAUUCUAUACUGCAUCAACAUCAUCCACAUAUAAGUCACCACACAUCCGACAGUUUACUAUCGAUCCGCAUGCGUAAUUUCUCUGAAUCAUCACAUGAUAUCGAACAUAACAACAAUUAUAAGUACAAAAAUCAUAUAAAAGAACGUUUCAAUCAUGAAUUGCACGAUGAGGAAACAUCCAGCGAACAUUGCGCUGUACCACCUCUGCUGCAAAGUGAACAUUCGCACACACACUCCAUGUCUGAACAUUCAAAAGACGGUACAGAACCAGAAAUCGCACCAAUAAUUGCAAAAAAGCGCAAACUAGCCGAGGCUGCCGAUGCAGCUGCAGUAAGUGGAAGUGCAGCUGUUAACAGCGCAAUGGACGACAGCGAAGAGCGAUCCUUACCGUCUACACGUACGCCUACAACAACAACUAAUUUCUUGGGCUGUGAUGAGAAACCAUUUAAUUUUAGCGAGAUUAAAACAGAGUUGAGUAAUUCUAAUAGUGCCGUGGGCCAUAGCUUACUGCAGACCAAAGCACAUCUGGGCACGCCUAGCAGCACAACGGCAUUACUACCACCAACGCAUGCGCGUUCAUUUGCUGUGCCCAUAUUUGCCAUGCACGGUCAGGGCACAUACUAUGUACCACUUAAUGUUGACUAUAACGUACUUGUGCCCUUUCUGAAUGGUAUUGAUCUGCUUGAAAAGAACUACAGCUCAAUGCCAGUUGUACAUCCCAUUAACAUAAAUGUAAAUUUUAUGCCACCAACAUCACUACUUGCUGCAGCUACUGCCGCAGCCGUCGCUGCAGGCAAGCAACAACAAGUCGCCGUCAAUGGCACCACGUCAAAAACCAAAGUGGAGGCUCUAACCAAUGGCUGGUGAAAUGUGCAAGGCAAGCAUUACUGAGUGUGUAACACGCAAAGCACUUAGAAGAACAACUACCUCAGACUUCUGUGAAUAAUCAAUAAUCAUAAAAUGGUUCUAGGUAUUACAACAAUACAACAAAACGGUUUUCAGCAUUGAAAAUUUGCAAGCAAAUGCAAAGCUGUGCCACGCCUAUAGGUUUAAAGAUAUAGAGCUAAACAUAAAAUGUACAUUAGCUCUUUUUAUGUGCUUUCAUUAUUGCUUAAGUGUUUUUUGAUUUUCAUAUAAAAAACAUAUAUUUGUUAACAUCAAUUUGUGAAGUUUCUUAGUUCUA